Molecule: messenger RNA, 1226 nt
Organism: Drosophila takahashii
Lineage: Eukaryota; Metazoa; Arthropoda; Insecta; Diptera; Drosophilidae
Gene: BEAF-32
Product: Boundary element-associated factor of 32kD
Molecular function (GO): DNA binding
Source: RefSeq, a predicted model, not a curated record
UUCACCCCUAUGCGCGGACGCUGCGCAACACUGCCGCAGCGCGCACUUGACAACACUGGCCCGAUUUAUAAUAUCGCAAAAAGACAAUUUCGUGGAGAAAAUUCCUUUUCACUCAGUAAUUACCUAAAGAAAAGCUAUUAAAAAUGCCCAAGGGUCGCGUGAGCAAUGUGUGGCAGCACUACGAUAUCAACGAGGAGUGCGAGAACUUUGCGAUAUGCCGCUACUGCGGCAACAAUAUAUCGCGUGGUGGCAUGGCCAGCAAUUUGAAGGGCAACAAUACGACCAAUUUGUGGACGCAUCUGCGGCACAAGCACAGCGACGAGGUCCUGGUCAGCCCGGUGCAGCAGCGUCCCCAGGCGCGCAUGAUCCCGAUCAUCAAGAAAGAGAAAACCGUGCGGAUUACCAAGGCCAAGACGCUGAGGGAGCCGCUGCGCGUGGCCAAGCCGAAGAUCGAGUCCAACGUCGCCAGCUAUCUGGGCGAGUCGGGUGCCCUGCCGCAGAAGUGGGAGGAGUACGAGCAGAACGAUGAGAUCGGCGAGGACAUCAAGGACAUUAUCUACAGCGAGGAUCCCCUGUGCUACAGUCCCAUCCAUGUGAUGGAGGACGAGCAUGGGCUGGAGCACGGCGAAAAGCAGGUCACCCUGAUCAGUGGCUCCACCGCCACCGCCGCCGGGGGCAGCAGGCAAAGUGCAGGCGGUUCGACUGUUCAGGCCACCGUGGUCGCCUCCACGUCCACUAACAACUCGGCCAAGCAGCUAAAGAACAACCUGGAGACUUCCAUCGACCGACUGACCACGGUUAGCGAGCAGCUCAGCUACAUUAUCCAGCAGAAUCACGAGGAGCACACCAAGGACGACGACUACUACUUCGCCCUUAGUUUGGUGCCCGUCAUGCGGCAGCUGUCGCUUAAUCGCAAGAUGUACGUGCGCUCCAAGAUCCAGGAGCUUCUGUUCAAGGAGAGCGAGGACUCGGCGCCCGCCAAGGAUGAGUAGGCACCCCAUUUACAUUUACCCAGAGGAUUAAGGAAGCGAAUAAAUAAAAGGAACAGAACAGAAACAACUGGGCGUCUCUGCAUGCCUUCGAUUAGGUUAAAUAACUAUAUACAUACGUUAUGUAUUCAAUUAUUAAUUUAUGCUCUUUUAUCAAGUGCAAAUACUUUGAUUAUUCAACUUAUUUUCCACAAAUCAUUUUUCCCGAAAUAAAGCUGUAUGACGUAGUAAGAAAAA